This is a messenger RNA of Manihot esculenta (cassava), 1375 nucleotides long. Its product is annotated as homeobox-leucine zipper protein ATHB-6. Gene Ontology annotation, biological process: positive regulation of DNA-templated transcription. Gene Ontology annotation, molecular function: DNA-binding transcription factor activity, RNA polymerase II-specific; sequence-specific DNA binding. The transcript is spliced from 3 exons. The record is from RefSeq and is a predicted model, not a curated record. The coding region runs from base 328 to 1128 and encodes 266 amino acids. Lineage: Eukaryota; Viridiplantae; Streptophyta; Magnoliopsida; Malpighiales; Euphorbiaceae. Gene Ontology annotation, cellular component: nucleus.
GAAGCUGCUUCACUGUCUCUGAGACUUCACUCUCUCUUCUCUCUCUAGAAUGAUUUGCAUGAUCACACAAUGAUUAGCUUGAGGAAGUCUUAUGAUUACUAGAAUUUACUUCAGAUUAAAGUCUUAUGAUUACUAGAAUUUACUUCAGAUUACUGUGUACUUGAUUCUCUGUUUUUCUUUUUGUGGGCUUCAGAGAUUGAGCAAAAACCCAGAAGCUUUAACUUCUUUGGCGAGUCAUUUUCCUAUUCUGCUCAAUAUUUGCCACACUAAACCAGCCUUGUGCAAUAUAUAUUUGCUGAAGUCCUUUCUUGAUUUCAAGUUUCAACCAUGAAGCGAUUCAGUUCCUCAGAUUCAUUAGCUGCUUUAGUCUCUACUUCUUCUUCCAAAGAGGAGAAGACUCAAAACCAAACCCAGGGAUACACUAAAGAGUUUCAGGCAAUGUUAGAUAACCUCGAGGAAGAAGACUACACUGAAGAUGCUACACAUACUGCUGAAAAGAAAAGAAGAUUGACCCUGGAUCAAGUCAAGGCCUUGGAGAAGACUUUUGAGGUGGAAAACAAGCUUGAGCCAGAGAGAAAGCAGAGAUUGGCAGAAGAGUUAGGCCUCCAACCACGACAAGUAGCUAUUUGGUUCCAAAACCGCCGUGCCCGUUGGAAGACUAAACAGUUGGAGAAAGAAUAUGUCGCCCUCAAAGCCAAUUAUGAAGAUUUAAAGCUUAACUACGAUAAUCUUGAAAGACAGAACGAAUCUCUAGUUCUACAGUUAAAGGAAUUGAAAGCAAAGCUCAGGGAAGAAAAUGCAGACAGCAGUAACUCUGUCAAAGAGGAAGAGUGCCCUGUUUCAGUGUCAGAGAACAAUAUUUCAGUGCAGAGUCAGAGCCAUGAAAUCAGUGACAAUGAAAAUUCCAACCCAACCAUCAAGGACCAAAUCAGUGGUUUAUCUUCACACCCAUUAAUGAAUUGGAUUCAGUUAUCAGAAUCAAGAACCAUUUUGGGCAAUGGGUUUCAAGUAUAUCAACCCCAUGUUGUCAAACUGGAAGAGCAAAAUUUGUUCAAUACAGAGGAAUCCUGCAAUUUCUUUUCAGUUGAUCAAGCUCCCACCCUGCACUGGCACUUUCCUGAGCUGUAAAUUCUAGUUUAGGACAUGAAAAAUAUAAUAAACUGGUAUUUGGAGAAAUGGUAGAUUGGGACUUCAUUCUUGCUUCCUUACUGCAAAAAAAGGCUGGAGCAGUGAAGUUAACACAAUUUGCCACUGGUGUAGAGAUCAUAAUGAGCAGUAACCAAUUUAAGUAACUUUCUGUCAAGAACCAAUACCAUAUUAAGCAGCGAUCUUAGCUGCUAUUGGAUUAUAAAGAAGCUAGUAGUUUACUUUGUAA